Messenger RNA from Lucilia sericata (common green bottle fly), 3231 nucleotides. Its product is annotated as adenylate kinase isoenzyme 5. Gene Ontology annotation, cellular component: cytoplasm; nucleus. Gene Ontology annotation, molecular function: ATP binding; UMP kinase activity. Lineage: Eukaryota; Metazoa; Arthropoda; Insecta; Diptera; Calliphoridae. The record is from RefSeq and is a predicted model, not a curated record. The transcript has 8 exons. Gene Ontology annotation, biological process: CDP biosynthetic process; UDP biosynthetic process. Bases 838 to 2790 code for a protein of 650 amino acids.
UUCGAACGUUCAGGAUUUCAAAACAUAAAAUCGGAAAGAAACUAAAAACGUAAAAAAAAACAAAUUCUAAAGAAAUAAAAAGUAAAUAAAUUGAAGAAGAGAAAGGAAAACUAUAAAACAAUUAUAAUAGUACUCGACAUAUAGUGGAAAUAAUUCAAAUUAAAAAAAAACCUCUUUAAUUUUACUAAUUAUCACGUAGUUAUUUUUCAAAUAUUUUAAGAAAAAUAUUUCAAUUAUUUUAUAUAAAAAAGUGUUACAAUUUAAUUAUUUAAAAUAUAGAAAAGGCCAAAACAUGUUGCAUGGCAAGAGUAUUAAGAAAAUUAAGAAAAAAUUAAAAAAAUUAACCUGGCAAAUUUUGUUUAAAACAAAAUUCUACUAAAUUUUGAUUAAAAUAUAGUUUCAAAAAAAUUUUAACAUUUCUUAUAAAAUCAUGGGAGAGUUUAUAAUAAAAGAAUUUAAAAGAUUUUUGAAAAAGUGUUUAAAAAGAUUUUAAAACAUAAAAGUUAUCAGUUAAUAUUAAAAGUAACCUAAAAAAUUUAAUAAAAUUGAAUUAACAUAAAUUGUUUUAUAACCUCAAAAUUUAUCCAUAAAAAUUAAAAUAAAACAAAUAAAAUAGAAAAAGUCGUAAAGAAACCAUUAAAAUUUUUACUAACAAAAUUGUGCCGUGUCAAAGAAAUUCCUAAAGCUGCAUAAUAAAAUUAAUAUACAAAAUAAAUUAGAAAAUAAAAUCGAGUUCGUAUGAAGUAAAGUAAUAAAGACGAAAAAUAAAAGGGAAAACGUUAACAAAAACAAAACGGAAAUAGCUGUGAUUCUGCUAUAUUGGCUACCGAAUGGAUAAUGGGUAUUUGUUUAGACACAGAUGCCAGUGCAGCUCAAGACACCGGCGAACAAGGCAACGAAUGGAAUCGUACACAGAAUCAAAACAGUGCCAGCGGCGGCGGUGGACGCAUAGGUGCCGGCUCGGCGAAUACAAACGUUAUCGAUAUGCAAAAUGCUGGAAAAAUAAAAUUCGAUCCACCCAAAGUCCCAGUGAUAUUUGUUUUAGGCGGCCCAGGUAGUGGCAAAGUAACCCACUGCGAUACAUUCAUGCAGGAACGCCGUGGGGUAACACACAUCAAUAUGAUGGAUCUCUUACAACAAUAUGCCAUGGGGAACGAUAUGCAAGAUUUUUCCCAAUUAUCUUCAAAAACUGUAACCGAAGUUUUAAUGUUAGAAAUGAAAAUGGCUCCAGCUGCCAAAGCAUACCUAAUCUCAGGAUAUCCACGUUCAAUGCGAGAUGUUGUCGAAUAUUCCGAAAAGAUUCAAGUUGUGAAUGGGGUUAUCCUGAUAUCGUGGCGUCAGUCGGUGUUACAGAAACAAAUCGAUUAUGGUGCCAAAUUAGGACAUGUUGUACUCUCCUUAGCCAAAAUGGAAUUAGAUAAUUUCUUUAAAAAUGUCAUGCCAGUAGCUGAUUAUUUUGAUCAAAGUGAUAUGUUAAUAGCGGUGAAUGGCGAGCGAGCGCCCUCUGAAGUGUACAAAGAUUUCCGUACGGCUGUGCUUGACAUACUGAGUACAUUGGAAAAUCAGGAGGCCAUUCUAAAUGGAGUAACAGGUAUGGGCAGAGGGAUUAAUGAUAUACCCGGCAGUAUAGUUAGCGUAGAUACGGCACCUAGUCAAGCACAGAAUAUUCCAGGGAUCUCUAAUCAUAACCCUGCUCCAAUUUCAACAGUUUUAUCACAGAAUCAGCAACAACAACAGCCCGCUACAGUGCCACAGAUGUCGGAGGAUCCAUCUAGAAAUAUAACCAAUGCAGUGAUUUCGCAUAUAGCCUCGAAUGCAGCCCAGGCGGUGGCGGUAACGGGGGCCCCCGAUGUUAUAACCCAACAGCCGAUGCUGACAAAUGCUGCCACCUCCAUGAGUACAGAUGUGCAAGGCUUACCACCGGUUAUAUGGGUUAUAGGAGGACCGGGUAGCAAUAAGGCCACAUUGUGUAUGAAGGCAGUGGGCUUAAAUCCGGGAUGGGCUCAUUUUAGUGUGGGUCGCUUGUUACGCUCGAUUACCGAUUCAGCACCACGUGCCAAUACCGAAAGCUAUGCCGUGAAAGAAGCUUUAGCUGCUGGCGAAAUGGCUCCGGAAAAAGCCCUUAAUAUUAUAUUGGAAACGAAUUUAAAACAAUAUGCCAAUAAAAGUGGCAUCAUAAUAGAUGGCUUUCCCCGGAAUAUGCAACAGGUUAAAUAUUUUGAAGAUAAGUACAAACAACGUCCCCCUAUAAUAUUAUUGGAUUGUUCUAAACUACAAUUAGGCAGAGGACGUAUAGAUGAUACGGUGUCCUCAUUCCGCCGACGUUUGGAACUGUUUCGUGAACAAACUUUACCCAUGCUUAAGGCCAUGGAUAAUAGUAAUCGUUUACAAAUUAUUGAUGGCGACACCGAUAGUCCCUCGGUUCAGCGAGAAUUUGAGAAAUCAAUACGCAAUCAUAUACAAAAUCUCACAGGCAACCAAAUGAAUCAUAAUGUGCAGCAGCCAAUGAGUAGACAACCAGCGCCUGUGGAUCAAACCGAUGCCAUACUACAGGAUCUGGAGAAUAAUAUGCCUGGUGCAGUGCCAACUAUAAGCCAUCAUGUUAGUCUCAUGAAUGGUCAUAUCAAAAAUCGUAACACAAGUGCUAAUAAUCAUUUAGCCAAUAACAAUAACUACAAUAAUAAAAACACAAGUCACAUGAACGGUGAUAUUGGACAAACCGGACAGAGAAUGGAUUUCCGACAUAUGCUAGAGGAAGCCGAACGUUAUCCGGUAGAUUCGUAUAUGUAAAAAAUCGAGAAAAAAAGAAUAAAAUCUAAAUCAAAUUCAACUAAUAAUUAGUUAAAUAAUUGAAGUAUUUUAUUACAUUAAACAAAUAUUAAUUAUACAGAAUAAACAGUUUUGUUGGGAGAAACAUUUUGUCAAAGCAAUAAAAAACAGUUUGAUUAAAACAACUUGUUUGCUUUAACCCUAUAAAGGUUUUCUAAGCCAGAAAGUUUGUCCCUGUUUUAGCCAUGAAUUUUGUUUCAACCACCAAACUGUUUCUCUAAGUGUAGACACCGCAAAAAAGGGAAACAAUUUUUUUAAAUUAAACCGCAAAUAAAAAUUAAUUAUAAUUAAGAAAUUUCUUUAAUUAAUUGAAAAAUACUUAACUAAUGCAAGUAUUUCAAUGGUUUUGAGCUUUAAAACAAAAUUUAUAUUUAAAUCUAGUUUAUUUUAUUAAAAAUAUAA